AUGAAAAAAAGACAAACCCACUACAAAGAAAGAGGACAGCUGGAGGAGAGAAGGGGCCUGGGUGUCCUAGAGAAAAAAAGACACUUUCUGGCGAGGAGCAGGCUAGCAAGAGAAAGAGAAGAGAAAAUACAAACAAUAAAAAAGCUGGCAAGUGAAGCCAAUCCAGACGAGUUCCAGUACUUCAUGUACAAGUACAAGAGAGAUGGCGUGCGGCUGCUAAAAAAAGACACACUCGCAGAGAGCAAGCCUUUUGAGCUGCUUCCAGAAGAAGCCCCUCUAGAAAAAAAGGAAGAGAAAGCAGUUUCGCAGAGAGUCGUAUUCACAGACUAA
Nematocida minor is the source of this 330-nucleotide messenger RNA. Its product is annotated as U3 small nucleolar RNA-associated protein 11. Gene Ontology annotation, biological process: rRNA processing. Gene Ontology annotation, cellular component: small-subunit processome; nucleolus. NCBI's taxonomy places the organism in Eukaryota, Fungi, Microsporidia. The transcript has a single exon. The record is from RefSeq and is a predicted model, not a curated record. The coding region runs from base 1 to 330 and encodes 109 amino acids.